ACACAAUAUAUCGAUAUCCGGGUAAAAUUUAAUAGUCACCACUAAAAACACAUAGCAGCUGUUUCCAGAAAAAAAAUAUUUUUUGAAUAACAAUAAUAAUCAUAAAGAAAGUAAAGUAUUUUAUUUACACAAACGUUAAUUACUAACCAUGGAGAGGCUGAACGAUGACUGCGUGUGCCACAUACUCGAGUUCCUGCCCCUCGUGGAGCAGAUAAAAAUGGCCCGGCUAGCGCCGCGGUUCCAGGAGCUGCUCUGCCUGAUUGUGUGGCGAAAGCCGCGCUACCGCAAGGUUUCCGUAUCCGAUUCCAUGCUGGAGCCGCUCAGCAAGGAGGACUACGUCUAUUUCUUCGAGCUGACAAGCCCCGCGAUGGAGGAGCUGUACAUUUGGAACGUGCACAAGAAGGCCUUUGACUCGUACUUGGGUCGCCAUCUGAUGAGACCCGAGCUGGCCUUCUACCUCCGCAGGGACUUCAGCAAUCUCCGGGAGCUCUGCAUCGCGGACGAGAGCAUGAACAACGGCAUGAUCCACACGAUAGCCAAGAGCUGUCGCCAGCUGCGCAGCCUGAGCGUCUCCAGUGCCUACGUUACGGGGAAACAUAUCACUGGUUUGACCAACCUGGAGACUCUGGUGGCGCCCGAAUGUUCCGUGGAACUGUCCUACCUGGUAGAGCUACUGGAACAGCUCCCACUGAAGCACCUGGACCUCACCUCCAACCGGCAUCCCGUUGAGGCGACCAUCCUGCAGACAGAGGGCAGCAAGCGACUAGAGCGCCUCGGUAUUUCGGAUGCCCAGGACUUUGGCUUCCCGCUGGCCGAUAGCCUGCCUCACCUGACAACGCUGGUCGUCAGCUACCACAAGGUUAGCCCCGAGAAUCAGCUGGUUAUGCUAGAGUCGACGCGUCAAAGGGUAAAGCAAUCCGAGAGGAAAUUUCCCAAGCGCCUGCAAUCCAUCUUGUGCAAUGUGGUGGAUGUGGAGGUGGCCCUCGAGCAGAUUGCAGGCCUUGAGAAGCGCCAUCCGAGGGACACCCCAAAGUUUAACGAACUGCUUAAAAUAAUGUAUUUCUUGUCGGAUCCGCAGGACGGAGAUAAGAAGUAACCUUGAAAUCGCAGGGGAUCUUCGUCAGACCUGCCCCCAUGUUUGCCCUUGUAAAUACAUAAAUAGGUACUAGACGUCACCCAAGUGACAAGUGGAACUGAUAUGUUUAUCUGCUACUAGCUGCUCCCUAGUGUAAUUAUGUGUCUUUGCAGAUAAGGCCUGUUUGUUCGGGUCUAUUAUAUUUACCAAUACGAUUUUGGCGCCAGUUUUAAAAGCUUGACUAAAUUAAAUUAUUCUACAUAUGCACAGGUUGUUACAUUUUAAAGUUAUUGUGAUUUGUUUUCUCUCAACCUUUGCUUCGAUAUGGUAAAAAAAAAUUGUUUGUUCCUGGCAAACGUGUUAUCUUAUUCUACAUUUUAAAUAUUUCUGUUUAUCGUAGAUGUGUUAAUGUAUCGCCGUCAUAAAUGAGUUUAUUUUUCUGCCAAAGACUUCCCAGAAGUUCGCAGAAUUUUGCUUGUAUCCGGCAGUUUUCUGAAAAGUACUGCAUUACUCAAAAUGUAUUUGCUAAAAUAUAAAAAGAGGCUUAAGAGCUUAAUCCACAUUUUUAUUUGAAGCAAAGAAGAUUAAUAAAAUAAUGCAGAAGAUUCCUAGAUAAAAAGUUAGUUUAAUUCUUGAUAAUAUCUGGUCAAAUUAAUCCACCAAAAGGGUAUUCACGAUUGCGGUGAGCCUGAAUCUAGUCAGGUAAUUCUGUAUGUUGUUGGGUUCCGCGUGCACUCAAUAGCUGCACUG
Messenger RNA from Drosophila biarmipes, 1825 nucleotides. RefSeq lists its product as uncharacterized. The transcript has a single exon. The record is from RefSeq and is a predicted model, not a curated record. Bases 149 to 1096 code for a protein of 315 amino acids. NCBI's taxonomy places the organism in Eukaryota, Metazoa, Arthropoda, Insecta, Diptera, Drosophilidae.